UCCCGAACGGAAAUGACUUCACCUCGUGUGUUCAGCCUGGCUGUUCUUCUGCGGCGAGGAGGUUUUCAGUAUUUUUAGGAUGUCUCCUUCCACGUAUUCUCUGUUUUGGGAAACGCAAAAGUCUUCAUCUCGUUUGUAAUCAAGAUGUUUGCCGGGAUGGUGAGGUUGGAGUCCCAGGGCCGCUCCACGUCGAACAUCGACAGCAACAUCAUCCACCGCACGCUACACACUGGGAUGACGGAGGGUGUCCCAGGUGCGGUGGCAGCGGGAGGCAGCUCUCGGAAGAGGCUUCAGAGAAGGCCGGGGUAUAUGAGGGGGGAGCCCGCGGGGCUGCAGGAGAACACUCCCAAAGCUGAGGGCAGGGGGCCUGGUGUGACUCUCAGAGAGGCUAGUCUGGGCACUUCGAGGGGCACGGACAUUGACCAUCACAGGGGGACCACAGGCUGGGGUGUAACCUCAGGUGCCCGCCUAUCCUCCGUUAUCGGAGUGUCCCUGGGUGGCCAGCUGCCAUCCACAGAAGUUGGGAACAAGUCAAGCCACUGUCACGGGAGUGGGCGUGCCCCAUCUGCGUCUCAUCAGGAAAACUGCCUGCCAAAAGAGCAAAAAGCAGCACAACAGGACAGCCCCAAGCACCAAAGCAGCCCCAGGGUUGAUCCUGGACCAGGGGAGCUUUGCCCUUCCUCAAUCCACAGGAGCUGCUCACUGGAUUCUCCUGCUGAAGAACACUUCACCUCCAGCUUCAGCUUCAUCCGGCUGUCGCUAAGCUCCAGUCACGGAGCCGAUGACACAGCAAAUGACUCCGCCCCAUGUUCCUCAGGCCAAUCAGGAUCUUCUUCAUCUACUCAGAUGGGACUUGGAUCUGCCCUCUCUGACCAAUCAGGGUGCAGUCCUGUCACCUUGGUAACAGACAAAGCCCCAGAGCCCUUCUUCCGCAAGGAGCUGGGAAGGGAACCUGUGGCUGCACAGUGGGACAGCCAGGGGGUUGAGGGUGACCCCGCUGUGACCUCCGCCGACCAGAAGGAUUGCUUAACUGACUUGGACUCCUGCUCCCUUGAUACGGAGGCCACUUCCUGUCUGUCGGUGGACUCCUCUGACACCGCCUCGGGCUCCUCGGUCACCUCCGGGUACGAGAGUGCCACGCCCUGCUCGGACCACGGCUGGGACGCCAUAGUGAAGAAGUACGAGGGCGUGCUGCAGGACUGCUUACAGAACAAUCGCACCAAUGCCAAGAUUGAGUCCAUGAUGUUGAAGUUACAGAGACUUCAGCAGAAGGCAGUCCUGGAGGAUGAUUAUGACACAGCCGAGCGCUUUGGGAAGAAGCUGGAGGAGCUCCGGAGGGAGAGGAACUCCCUGAAGCUGGGUCUGCCCUCCAGACACCCCGCCGUGGCCCGCUUCCUGGAGCGCCUGAGGGCGGGGGUGCAGAGCGCCCUGCAGGAGGCAGCAGCCAGCGACGCAGGGGAGAGCCAGGAGCCCCCGAGAGAGCAGAGACGAGGGUCGUCCCAGAGCGGGGAGAGUGCACAGUGUCCCCUGGCGAGGAGAGACCGCCUGCUCCAGGAAAAGCAGCUUGUUCAGGAGGAGAUGCAGGAGCUGCAGCGGCGGCUGGAGGCGCUGCAGGAGCGCAGCCGGCAGCUGGAUCAGGACAUCCUGCAGGAGGAGCAACUGCUGGAGGGGGAGGAGUGUGAGGGGCCGGCCCUGCGCUCCUGCACCCCCGCCCAGCUGCAGGAGCUCGCCAGGGCGCUGGAAGACCUGGUCACCUCAGAGCACCGUGCCCAGAUCUCCACCCACCCGCCCCCGGGCAUCCUCAGGCUGAAGAAGCAGGAACAAACCCUGAGCACAUGCAUCAAAGAGGCCACAGCCAAAGUGGUGAUGAGUCAGAGGCUGGGCGGCAGUCUGCGGAGGAAGGUCAGUGCCAGCGAGACGCAGCUGCUGGCCCUGCACGAGGCCAAGCUGGCCGCCAUCUCAGGGAAUGAUUUCUCCAGCGCGAAGGAGCUGAAGGUGGAGAUGAAGUCCCUCUACGGCGAGCGGGACAGGCUGGAGGGCCUGGUGAAGAAGCUGCAGGCCCUGAGUUUGGAGAACAGCCAGGAGCUGACGAGGAUGAAGGAGGAGCAUCGUCUGCUGAAGCAGGAGCUGGAGCAGAAAGAGGCUCAUUUUGAGAAGACACAGAGGGAGAAUGCUGUAAAAUACAUCGAGGUGUUAGAGGACAGGCUGCACAGUUGUGGCUGCCCGGCGGUGGAGCGGGUGUGGGAGGCCGACCUGGAGGCCUGUCACCUCCUGCUGCGGGGGCUCCAGCUCAGGGCCCCCAGCUGCUGUGGCCCCGGGAGCGAGGAGGGCCCCUCUGCCCCGGAGCCCCGCCCACAGCCCCACGACCGGCCCUGCGACCAGCCCUCCCCGAAACAGGAACAGGACUGUGCCAUGCUCAUGGCCCUCGGGGGGCGCUGGUACCCCGAAGCCAACCUGCAGCACUCGGAGUUCACCAAGAAAUUGGAAGAGUUCCUUUUCUGCAUGGAAGACAAUCAGCCCGAGGAUUCGUCCAGCGAGGCCAUGGAGAUCACGGAACGCUGUGAGCUGAUCGGUGACAAGCUGGCAUCGCUGGAGGAGCAGCUGCAGACGGCCAUUUUGGACCGUAACCAGGCUCUAGCUCAGUCUCUGCAGGAGGAGGUCCAGGAGGUGAAGGCCACCCUUCAGGCCAUGCUCAAGCAGCUGGAGGAGGAGCAGGAAGUGGAGGAGGACGAGGAGGAGGAAGACGACAAUGUGGGGGAGGAAGAGGAUGAGGACCACUACUUCAGCGACAGCUGGAUGAUUUAACACUUGAUUGCCUGUCAUCUUACCACUCACUGAGGACCUGACACUCUGUGUCUGAGACUUGAGGCAGAUGCCAUGUCAUCAGUUUUCAGAUCACUGUACCUCUAGUCUCACCACCAUCUGUCUUUGGAAACGGGCACACUUUAUUAUAAGGUGCCCCUUUUUAUCAUGUAUCAGAAGUGUCAGUCCAGGGGUAAGGUGCAGUUUGAUGUAUGAUGAAAUAACACUCAAGAGCAUUGUGUUUUCACUGAUAAUCAGGAGACUGGAUUUCCAAAAGGAAAUGUGUGAUGGUUGAUUCUACAGAUUUAAAUUAUCACUUAAUGCCUACUUAAUACUCCAUUUAUGGAAUGCUGUAUUGGCAGUUGUGCUGACACUCAUACCGUGUUUCAACUCUGAACAGAUUAGGAAUAAAUAUUAUGAAUAUGACAUUUAGAAAGGGAGCUAAAAAUAGCUCUUCCUUCAAAUAAAGUGUGACUUCGGAACCCUGGAGAAUAAUAUUGAAGCUAACACUUAUCUGAAUGUAUCAGAUUAGUGUUGCGCUUUCCCAAACUUCAAAAAGCAAUGGAUGCAAAUAGGAUUUAGCUACAUGAACAUGAAAGAAGGAAUAAUGCUACAUUUAGAUUGUUGUGUAUCCCAAGAUACAGGAUUUCAGUGAAAUCCAUUAAGCGUAUGUAGGAUAAGACUAAAACCACACACACACACAAAAAAAGAUCCAUUGUUGGAAGAGGCUUAGGAUGGACACCAGAAUACAGGCUUACUUUAUCAACGCGCGUCCAGAAAGCACAGAAAAUUCUUCCGUUCCAAGAGUGGUUUAUGAGACCAAAUUAACCCUGCCCCCUCAAUCUAAACUUUUACAGGAAGUGAGGGGCUGCUGGGUUUGUGGAGCAUGCACAAUGUAGCAAGUUGUUUUUGUUGUCGUUUUUUGUGUUUCUUUGUGUUAAGACAAUUUUGUAUGCCAUAGUUGAAUUACAGGCAAAGUAAUAUUUUCUGUAUGCCUUACCUAUGUAUAAAUGGCGGUGCAAAGAUUAUUGAUCAUGCUCUUUUUUUAAGCUUGACACUUUAUCUUUCCAGACCCCCUUGUCAUCACUGACUGGGGAUACCAGUGGAGCACCAUUGGCAUUUUCCUAUGAGCUGUUCCACCGGCUCACUGUGCUCUGACGAGGAGGCGUCUUACUCACGUAUGUGCCUUUAUGAUUAGAUGGACCGUCCACGUCCAGCUGUGUAACUGUAAUUGGAGAGAAGUCACUCUGCACAGAUUAUUCCUUAACUGCUGUUUUGUGUUUUUUUUUUUCCUUUUGUCUUAUUAACCAAGCACUUUGUGUUAAAUGAAGGAAUGUCAUAACCUGGCGGAAGGGGAGCACCACUUCUUUAUAGUCCUUGUGCUGUAAUAGAGCAUACUUAGUAAUGUUUUUUUUCUUUUUUUUGUGCUCGUUUUGAUAAAUGUCGCACCCUUUUUACUGUAUGUCCGUUUAAUCCAUCGUAUUUGAUUUUGUAUUUAUUCUGUUUUUUAUUAUUCUUGCUAAAUACAUACCAAACACAACUCAGC
This is a messenger RNA of Megalops cyprinoides (Indo-Pacific tarpon), 4348 nucleotides long. It is a transcript of the gene disc1, whose product is annotated as DISC1 scaffold protein. The record is from RefSeq and is a predicted model, not a curated record. Gene Ontology annotation, cellular component: centrosome; microtubule; intermediate filament cytoskeleton. NCBI's taxonomy places the organism in Eukaryota, Metazoa, Chordata, Actinopteri, Elopiformes, Megalopidae. The transcript is spliced from 14 exons. Bases 145 to 2805 code for a protein of 886 amino acids. Gene Ontology annotation, biological process: cilium assembly; neuron migration.